AGGCUCGCUCUUCCCCAUAAAAGCCCGGCGGACUGUGGGCUCCAGGGGGCAGCAUUUAGGGCAGCUCCGGGGGUGGGCGAACCACGUGCUGCAGCGGCGGCGGCGCUUGCAGUUGCUUUUGCUGCGGGCGCUCUGCAAACUUUGCGGGCUGCAGCCGGGCGCGAGCCGAGGGGCGCCUCCCCACCCCCAGCCCCCCCCCCUUUUGCGGCUCGUCGCUGCCCUUCUGUGGAUGCAGCCGCCAGCCAGCUGAGCCGAGCGCCGUUCCUUGGACCCCCCCGCCCCUCCCCCCGAAGAGUUGGCUCCGGAAAGUUGCCUCCGGGAUGUCGGUGGAGGAAGAAGCGAUGCUGGUGCGGCCGUUCAAGCUGAUCGCGCUGCUGUGCGCCUUCAUCGCGCUGGCCUUGGACGUGGCCGCCCUGCUUAGCCCGGCUUGGGUCACGUCGGAGCGGGACUCGCUGUCCCUCUGGAAGGCCUGUCGCCAACCCCCGGAGGACUCGCAGUGCACCUCGACUCUCCAGACGGACUGGCAAGUAGCUACUUUGGUGUUAAUCCUGACUUCAGCUGCCGUGACUCUGCUGUCAUUUCUUAUGUCCCUGAUUUCCUUCUGCCUGGGGUCCUACAAGAACUACUAUCGAGCUGCUGCCCUCCUCCUCUUUGCAGCAGUGGUCCUGCAGGUCUGCGCCUUAAUCCUUUAUCCCAUCAAAUUCAUCGACAGCAGCCUGUUGAAGAGUUACCACGAGUUCAACUGGGGAUACGGCCUGGGCUGGGGCUCCGCCAUCUUCAUGCUGGGGGCGGCCAUUUUGUACUGCCUGCGCACAGAUGUCUACGAUGACGCCUACUACUGAGUCUGGCAGAGGGAGCUGCAUUUGGACUAUUAGAUGGACAGGCCUGGACGGAUGAAGUGCGAGAGAGGUCGAAGGGACCAUUGGAUUCGCCGGGAGGGGGCAGUUAACAACAUGCUCGAUCCUUUUAUCUGAGUACCUCCCCUUGACAGAAUGCUAGCUAAACUUUUCAAAAAGGAAUUUGUGAAGAUCUCCGGGUCUGGCCACUCUUCAAGUAGUUAAGUGGAAUUAUUAGUGCGUGAGGUCCACUUCUCAUCAGCUCGACAACUUUCUCCUAAUUCUUUCAUUUCCCAUGCAGGAAUAAGUUGUCUUUAUUUUUAAAGAGCUCAACCCUCUUGUUGGUUAAGAGGAUCCCACUUUGCCUUUAUUCUGAGGUCUCCGGCACAAGCAGUCCAGGUUAUUUCUUUUAAAGUGCACAGAGACUGUAACUAUACUGGCGGUUUUAAUCACUGCCUUACGCAGCAUGCGGGUGUGAAUAGAUGCAGAGAUGAAUAAACCAGCCGUUCUAAAUGCA
This is a messenger RNA of Sphaerodactylus townsendi, 1353 nucleotides long. RefSeq names its product transmembrane protein 47-like. Lineage: Eukaryota; Metazoa; Chordata; Lepidosauria; Squamata; Sphaerodactylidae. Gene Ontology annotation, cellular component: membrane; cell-cell junction. The transcript has 3 exons. The record is from RefSeq and is a predicted model, not a curated record. Bases 321 to 842 code for a protein of 173 amino acids. Gene Ontology annotation, biological process: cell-cell adhesion.